Messenger RNA from Pelmatolapia mariae (spotted tilapia), 1134 nucleotides. RefSeq names its product major histocompatibility complex class I-related gene protein-like. The transcript has a single exon. NCBI's taxonomy places the organism in Eukaryota, Metazoa, Chordata, Actinopteri, Cichliformes, Cichlidae. Gene Ontology annotation, cellular component: external side of plasma membrane. The record is from RefSeq and is a predicted model, not a curated record. Gene Ontology annotation, biological process: immune response. Bases 1 to 1134 code for a protein of 377 amino acids.
AUGGACGCGUGGUAUGUGUUUUUGUACUUUGUCACAUGUAUGCUGACGGUGAAUUCGGCAACUCAUUCGCUGAUCUACAUUUAUACAGCGCUGUCCGCAGACCUCGGCUUGCCGGGUGUGCACAAGUUUACAGCAAUAGGUCUACUGGACGGUACACCCUUUGACCGUCUUGAUACGGACAACCCACGGAAAAUCCCCACAACAAACUGGGCUAGACGACACUUAACUGCUGAAUACUUGGAUAAGGGCACGCAGAGUCGACUCAGCAAGCAGCAAUGGUUUGGCGUUAACCUAGAUGUCCUGCAGACUCGGAUGGGACACUCGGCGUCCGACGGGGAUGUACAUGUUCUACAGUGGUUACACGGAUGUUACGGGGAAACGAACCCCUCCGAGGAGAAGCUGCGGUUUGUCCGCGGGGUGGAUAAGUACGCUUACGAUGGUGACGAUUUAAUGUCUUUUGAUUAUGUGACACUGAAGUGGUCAGCUGCAACCGAGGCAGCGAAACCCACGGCGGACAAAUGGAACGCUGUGACCGUAUUCAACGAAUACACCCACGGCUACUUGCGCCAUGAGUGUAUCGAGUGGUUGUCUAGGUUCGUUUCACACAGCCAACGGGAACUGAGAGAAAGGGCAAUCGUCCCUGACGUGUACGUGUUUGCACGGAAGACACGCGGACCUGUUCUCACAUUGAUUUGUAUGGCAUCAGGUUUCUCCGCAAACACGCCUGCCAUGACGCUGAUGAGAAACAGCCGAGUUCUCGGUACGGACGACGGUCUCAAGGUCUUUGACAUUCUCCCAAACAACGACGACACGUUUCAACGAUGGAUCGCUGUGGAUAUGUUACAAUCUGACAAGGGGAACUUCACCUGCAACGUGUUGGAGGAGGACACGGGGUAUCACGUUAUCAAACACUGGCGCCUGGAGGAUCGCAGCAAAACUCUUCGCGCAAUUGCCUGGUCGAACACUGUUUUGCUCUGGGCCUUACUGCUGUCGACAGUGGUGUUUUUGUGCACUGCUGCUUUGUAUCCGGUGGUGGUGUGUAUUAUACGAAAGCGGAGGACUGGACAAAUUGCAAAUCAAACCGAUUCUUGUGCGCAACGCCACGGCCUAAAAGAUGAGACACCUGGAGUUUGA